Molecule: messenger RNA, 4391 nt
Organism: Physcomitrium patens
Lineage: Eukaryota; Viridiplantae; Streptophyta; Bryopsida; Funariales; Funariaceae
Source: RefSeq, a predicted model, not a curated record
GUCGGUGGUCACAGCUCCUUUCUGUUCCUGGUUUCUCUCCAUUAGAGUAGAAGACUCACUAGGAGACCAGCGAACUUGUGUCGUUGUGUUUCAGCUGGAUCUUUCCGAUUGAUUGUCAUUCUUUUCUUUUCUUUUUCUUUUGUUAAUUUCAGAGGAAUUUCUCAGUUUAGCACCCUGGCGGCAGACUUGUACGUGUCAUACAGGAAUGCCUUGUACAUUGGCAUUCCACACAACAGAAGGAGAUGUUGACACUUUUAGUGUUGAAGCUGAGUUUGUCGUCCUUCUCCUCUCUUAUGUCAUUAUCAAUGGUUAGCAACAUAUGCCCAAAGCAUUGAAAGCCAUUUAACCUUGACGCUGUGCUCUCGUGAUCAUGGAUAGAGACAACACUUUCCAGGGUUGCAUCAUUCGCAUCCGAGAGGGAAUAUACCGCAGCCUGAACGCAGACAUUGGCGUCUAUUACUACUGUAUCAUUGGCGUCUAUUGAUCGUGUCGAAUUCUACCAACCUCUGAUAGGAACUUUUCUGGAACUCUGAACCAUCGAUUUUGGAGAAUUCCUGCUCAUAGCUGGGAAUUGCUGCUCUAAUAUUCCUCCUUGCCCCCACUAUUCACCACUAAAUAAAGUUUUAGAGAGUUGCUGAAGACUUAUACCUCCAUCACGUAUAGCACCCGCGCAUAUAUUUACCUGGAGGAUAUGGAUAGAGCUGUAGCAUAGCCACCGAUUUGAUUUCGUACUCCAUAUACUGUCCAGGCAGCCUGUGUGGAAGUGAGGACAAUCAACUCGUGACUUAUUUGUCAUUCCCUCUCAGUCUGAGAAAGACCACGCAAAUCAUUGAAAGAUCUCUUUGGCCACCGGUGACUUCAACCGUUCCUUGUCUUGAGCGGUAAUGAACACCCUGGAGGCAGAACGUUGGAUCGGGAUCAAAAUCCUUUCAGUAAGGAGGCCAGGCCAGAUCAUGCAAUGUUGAAAUCAAGAGUAAUUCUAAGUUUUGGAGCGGAGGAGAAUGCGAAAGUGAGGAGCUCUUUCUUAUUUUCACAGGGUGUUUGUGUCAUGAGACGCGCGAUCUAUCAUAUGCUUCUCCUGUUUGUGCUCAUAUUGAACUUGCUAUCUUCCACUUUGGCAUUGUCGUCUGAUGGCUUGGCGUUGUUGUCGCUUAAAGCACUGCUUCACGAUCCUGAUAACUAUCUUGCCAACUGGAAUGAAUCUGAUGCGGACCCGUGCAGAUGGUCUGGAGUUAGGUGCCAGUUACAAACUAGCCGCGUUGAGUUUUUGGCACUUCCAUCCAAACAAUUGCGAGGAUCUAUAUCACCGGAAAUUGGCAAGCUCGACCAACUCCGUAGACUGAGCUUACAUUCAAACGAGCUCUACGGACCCAUUCCAAAGGAGCUCGGCAACUGUUCAUCAUUAAGACAAUUGUAUCUACAUAGAAAUUUUCUCACUGGGAGCAUACCAUUAGAGCUUAAAGAUCUGAAACUUCUUGUAACGUUGGACUUGGCGAGCAAUGGACUAACGGGUAGCAUUCCCAGUUUCAUCGGUUCGCUUUCUAGACUUGGCUUUCUAAACGUUUCCUCCAACUUUCUGACGGGCGAGAUUCCAACAAAUGGGAUCUUGGAAACCUUCACUGCACAGUCGUUCCUGGAAAACCCAGGGCUUUGCGGUUCACAAGUGGGAAUUGAUUGUCGGGGUGUCUCCCCUGCUACCGCUCCAUCAAAACCAUCUCCAGCAAGUCCUCCACCAUAUUCUGUGCCCCUGCCUCUCGGAGAUGGAAACAAUCCUGCACGGUCUCCAGGUGCAGGUUCAGCCGCUGGAGAAUCUACACCAGGAACUAGCACAAAAGCUCAGAAGCACGGUUACUCCAAUGCCCUUUUGAUAAGUGCAAUGAGUACUGUUUGCACUGCCUUACUACUUGCUUUAAUGUGUUUUUGGGGCUGGUUCUUGCGUAAUAAGUACGGGAAACGGAAACUGAAUCUUUCCAAAGUCAAAGGUGCCGAAGCAUACAAUGAAGAAAAGGUGGUUAAUUUCCAUGGCGAUUUGCCUUACACAACCGUGAAUAUCAUAAAGAAAAUGGACCUACUUGAUGAGAAGGAUAUGAUUGGUUCUGGUGGAUUUGGCACGGUGUACCGCCUGCAAAUGGACGAUGGCAAAGUUUAUGCUGUAAAACGUAUUGGAGUAUUUGGAUUGUCUUCUGAUCGUGUCUUUGAAAGAGAGCUGGAAAUUCUGGGUAGCUUCAAGCACCGAAAUCUUGUAAAUCUACGCGGGUACUGCAACUCUCCAACUGCCAGGCUCCUGAUAUAUGACUAUUUGCCCUGCGGAAACCUGGAGGAAUUUCUACACGAUAGGGAGCCGCACGAAGUUUUGCUAAAUUGGGCAGCACGUUUGAAGAUAGCCAUUGGGGCUGCCCGGGGACUUGCGUACUUGCACCAUGAUUGCACACCCCGUAUCAUCCACCGCGACAUCAAAUCAAGCAAUAUUCUCCUGGAUGAAAAUCUUGAUCCUCAUGUGUCUGACUUUGGUUUGGCCAAGCUGUUAGAAGAUAAAGCCUCUCAUGUGACUACAAUAGUUGCGGGCACCUUUGGCUACCUUGCACCAGAAUACAUGCAUACUGGGCGAGCCACAGAGAAAGGAGAUGUGUACAGCUAUGGUGUCGUUUUGUUGGAGCUUUUAAGUGGCCGACGCCCCAGUGAUCCUUCCCUCAUUGCAGAAGGCAUGAAUCUAGUUGGAUGGGUUACACUUUGCAUCAAGGAGAACAUGCAGUCGGAAAUUUUUGACCCUGAGAUCUUGGAUGGAGCUCCAAAAGAUCAACUGGAGUCAGUUUUGCAUAUUGCUGUGAUGUGCACAAAUGCUGCGGCGGAAGAGCGCCCUACGAUGGAUCGAGUGGUGCAAUUGUUGGAGGCUGAUACCCUUUCCCCGUGUCCUAGCGAGCUCAGCAACUUCUACAGAUCACCUCAUUCUGACGACGAAGCUCGAGGCCGAUAGAUGACUCACAACAAGCUUGUAAUAUCAGCUCAAUACCGCUGGCAGCGGGUUUCACCUCUGUACUAUAAAGGCCAAUCUUCAUCAACACGCAUUUGAUACUACUGCGUUGGCGGGUUCGAGCUUGAACCUUUUGAUCUGAGUUCAUUUUGUCUCAGUUCCUAUAAAUAUUUAUUUUCUCACAGCUGUGGCUAUGGAGAUGUUUCUUGACACCCUAAGCACUUUUAGCCCACUCUCUAGGGGGUUCACUGUACCGUAGUGGCACACCCGUCGGACAUCUGCCAAAGGAUUAGGUCGCCAGGAAUUUAUCUUUGUCACAAAGAAUACAAGUCACUAUUUUAAGAACAUCGCGGUAGCUUUGUGGGCUUGGAUGUGAGUAAACUUUCUUAUUCUUGUACCCACAUCUGUACAAUUCUAUCUUCAAUAUGGUGACAGCAAGGCUCACACUUGUUCAAAUGCUCUAUGGACUGCUCAUGCUGAGCUUUAUCCACUUGUCCACCUUUGAUAUGUAUUCACGUAGUAAUGAUUUAGGGAUAACUGCUACGUUCUCCCUCCGCUCUGAUUUCAGUAGAUCACAGAGCUUCGUCUCAUAAAGGAAGAUUUGGCAAAGGACGGGAGAGCUGGAGGAUAAUCCUCAAUAGCUGUCAGCCGCCAAUAUAGUUAGGAGCAGGAAAGGACGACAACCAGUCUCAUUUCCCUUGUUACCAUAGAGGAAUGUGUUAGAGUAAUCUGAAUACACGACUAAGAAGUCAUACAUACAUUUGAAUACAAUACUCGAGACUAAGACCGUACACACACACUGACAUGGAUUGAGUACGGUGUCCUUACAUAUACUCCUCGUGGAGUCAUAACAGACGGAGGGAUGUAUGGCCGUCGUGAUCCAGCGCCCUUUGAUGGUUCACAUUGACUUGAUACUCAGAGAUUCUCGGUGGCGAGUGGAUUUUUUUCUUUCUUGGUUCUUUGCUAUGGUGGCUAUGGUGAGUUGAUAAUUUCAUUUGGUGGGGUACUGAUGUCUCAUGUAUGUAGCUUCAGAUGUUUUUGCUUGGUUUUUGGUUCUUGUUGUUGGGCCUUCAUUGCUUUUUCGGUUGGUGUCUGGAGAUUUGCUACUCAUGGAUGCGAAUUCCUAUGGGUGAUGGAGAUGCUGAUGGGAGUUGUCGAAGAAGUCGAUUGCCUUGAUGGAUAAUGGUGAUUGCCCACGUUUCUACGCUGUUCGACAUGAGCGUUGUCCUGAGAUAUACAGUAGAUGGUUGGAUUGUGAGAGGUAGGUAACGGGAUUUAGGGGUGAUGUUCACAAGAAGUUUGGUACAAUAGAGGAAGCACUGUGUUUUAUGUUGGGGAUCUAGAUUCUCUGAGCUUCAUGUGCAAGAUCUAUUGCGUCCUACUGGGAUGCAUAUUAUGAAUUCAGAUUUUUUUAUCCCCA